Fonsecaea multimorphosa CBS 102226 is the source of this 2010-nucleotide messenger RNA. Its product is annotated as copper amine oxidase 1. The record is from RefSeq and is a predicted model, not a curated record. The transcript is spliced from 3 exons. Bases 1 to 2010 code for a protein of 669 amino acids. Gene Ontology annotation, biological process: amine metabolic process. NCBI's taxonomy places the organism in Eukaryota, Fungi, Ascomycota, Eurotiomycetes, Chaetothyriales, Herpotrichiellaceae. Gene Ontology annotation, molecular function: quinone binding; primary methylamine oxidase activity; copper ion binding.
AUGGCACCUCACCCCUUAGACAUCCUCUCAGCAGAGGAGACCAACAGUGCUCGUGACCUCAUUCUUGGUCUCCAUCCCGACGCUGUGCUGAGCUUUCGUGAGAUAUACUUGGAUGAACCGCCAAAAGAGCAGCUCAUUCAAUAUUUGUUGGCAGAGCACUCUGGGAGGAAUGCUGCUCCCCUACCUCGACGUGCUCUGGUGCAGUACGAUGUCAUCGGGGCCGAUAGGGUCCCCCAGUUCCACGAAGCCAUUGUCGAUCUCGAUGAACAAAAAAGGGUCUCACAUGUUGUAGUCGACAAGUCUCAGCAUGCAAGCUUGACGCUCUCGGAAUUUGACGUACUCGUCGAGGUCUGCAAGGCCUCUCAAAUGUUCAAAGACAUCUGUGCCGAGUUCACACUGCCAGAGGGAUUCGAGGUCAUCGUCGAACCAUGGCCGUAUGGUGGCUUGUCUCCAGACGAGGAAAACCGACGCUACUUCCAGGGUCUGUGCUUUGCUCGAGACACAAGACCUGGCAACCCUGACUCGAAUUUUUACGCCUAUCCUUUGCCUUUCAUACCUGUCAUGGACGCGCACAAAAGAGAAAUCAUCCGAAUCGACCGACUUGCAACCGGUGGCAAAGGCGAUGCGCUGGAUGCAAAGACGCACGCCAAGAAUAUCAUCGACCAUUGCAAGACCUCCGAAUAUGUGCCCGAGCUCCUGAGAAAUGGCACCCGGAAGAACCUCAAGCCUCUCAACGUGCUGCAACCAGAAGGUCCUUCCUUCUCGGUAGACGGAGGGCUGAUUGAAUGGCAAAACUGGAGAUUCCGUGUCAGUUUCAACCCGCGAGAAGGCGCGGUGGUACACGACGUUCAUUUUGGCGGCAGAAGCGUGAUCCACAGGCUGAGCAUUAGCGAAAUGACUGUACCUUAUGCGGAUCCUCGGGGGCCUUUCCCUCGGAAGCAGGCCUUCGACUUCGGUGAUGGCGGAGCAGGAAACUGUGCCAACAACCUCUCCCUGGGCUGUGACUGCCUUGGAGUCAUCAAAUACUUCGAUGGUAUCGUUACCGGUCCAGAUGGCACCGCCAAAAUCGCCCCCAACGUCAUCUGUCUGCACGAACAAGACAAUGGUAUUGGGUGGAAGCACACGAAUUGGCGGACGGGACGUGCUGUCGUCACACGGUAUCGUGAGCUGGUUGUCCAGUUCAUCAUCACCCUAGCCAAUUAUGAAUACAUCUUCGCCUACAAAUUUGACCAGGCAGGUGGAAUCACCGUUGAAACUCGCGCGACGGGUAUUGUGUCAGUCGUCAACAUCGAUCCAGGAAAGACCAGCCCAUACGGAAAUGUCGUGUCACCCGGCGCGCUGGCACAGAACCAUCAGCAUGUUUUCUGUGUUCGCAUCGACCCGGCCAUCGACGGGUACAAAAACACCGUCCUCGCAGAGGAGUCACAUCGCGUGCCGAUCAACAAAACGACCAAUCCGCAAGGGAACUUUUACGAAGUCCGACAGACGGUCAUCGACAAAAGUUCCUGCCUAGACGCCGCCCCGCAGUACAACCGGGUCAUCAAGAUGGUCAAUAGGAGCAAGACCAACCCCAUCAGUGGCAAACCGGUCGGGUACAAGUUCACACCGGCGGCGACGCAACUGCUCCUUGCGGACCCCGAUUCCGUCCAAUCCAAGCGGGCGCUAUUCGCACAGCAUCACGUCUGGGUGACCAAACACCUCGACGGCGAGCUGUACGCCGGCGGCAGAUAUACGUUGCAGAGUCAAAAUGAAAUCGGCGGUGUUGCCGACGCCGUGAAGCGCAACGAGCUGGUCGAGGAUGAGGACGUCGUGGUGUGGAAUGUCUUUGGACUGACCCAUAAUCCCCGAGUGGAGGAUUGGCCCGUCAUGCCGGUUGAAAUCCACCAGCUGCACAUCAAGCCCACGGACUUUUUCACCGAGAACCCGGCUAUCGACGUCCCAUCGACAAAGAAUGACUCGUCUGUGUUGACGAAUGGAAGCGCGCAUGUCGGAAAUGGUUGUUGUAAUUGA